Molecule: messenger RNA, 4299 nt
Organism: Pichia kudriavzevii
Lineage: Eukaryota; Fungi; Ascomycota; Pichiomycetes; Pichiales; Pichiaceae
Exons: 1
Coding region: 1-4299 (1432 amino acids)
Cellular component (GO): Swr1 complex
Molecular function (GO): ATP hydrolysis activity; histone binding; ATP binding
Source: RefSeq, a predicted model, not a curated record
AUGGCCGAAUACAUGUCUGUAACAGAAAACAAGUUGCUAGACAUUCUAGCGGACUCGGAUAUUUUGAUUGAUGAAUUAUUUCAUCUUCAAAAUUUCAACACAAUAGUCAAUUAUAAUCCUUCGCCCGAUCAAAUCAUACUGAAUAAAGAGUCAGAAAGCUUCUCCAUCUUUAAAAAUGACAAUAAUCUAAAUGUGUGGCCACAAAAUAGUAAACGUUCUACGAGAAAUGCAACUACAACACAAAACAGUAAGCUACUAUUGAUAAAGGAGAGGCUAUCGUCGAGAAUCAAUGAUAAAAUCAGAGAAAAACUAGAGAAUGAUACCAAUUGCCUAGGGAAAAGAAAAAAAGAUGACUUUGAUUCUACUAGUGUCAACAAGAAGCAAAAAACAUUAAAUAAAACUAGCAAAGUGAAAUUUCGCAUAUCUGUCAAACCACAAAUAGUAACACAUCCUGAUCACAUCCCUGUACACCAGUUCAACUCCACUGAAGAAUUGUUUGGUUCAUAUCGAAAUGUUCUUGAAGACCCAGCUCCUGAGAUUGAAACAUCAGAAUAUAAAGAUUACCUUGAAAGCCAGGUAUCUUUGGUUAACAAGAUUAAAAAUGCCAUUGAAGACAAGGAAUUGCUAUAUAUUGAUUAUAAUGAAAACCCGUUCAGGCCAGUGCCAAACGGUGUUAGAGAGCCAACAAUGAUUAAGAGGAAUCCAGCGUAUCACAUCAAUAAUUAUAAACCUCCAGGUGUUCCAUUUAGAAUUAAAAAUGAUCUAACCCAUUACGACCAUUUACUUGCACAAGCUAUGAAAUCUUCUAAACUGAUACAUGACACCAGGGCGUUAAAGAUACAAAAAUGUAAAAGGAUUGCACAGAUGAUUGAGUUGCACUUCAAGCGUUUAUCGCAGGAAAAUGAAAAACAGGAAAAAGAAUUCCGGAAGAAAAUCGUUAGGUUGGCCAAAGACACUGCUAGAGAAGUGAAGAAGAAAUGGAAUAUAGCUCUGAAGGCUUACAAGAUCUUGGAAGAAAGAGAGAAGGAGCGUGAACGUAUGCUCAAAUCAAAGGAACAAUUGUCUAAAAUUUUGGAUCACAGUACAAAGGUUUUAGGGGCCCAACUAGUGGGGAAAUCGAUAUCUAAUACUCCCAGUUUGGAUCCCGAAGAUAGAAUCGAAGCCAAGAGUGAAAAUAGCGAACACGAUGGAGGUGAUUCAGAUGAUGAAUCAAGCGAUGAAAUGUUAAGCUCAAGUUCUGAAGACGAUGACGACGAUGAGAAUAACGAUGCACUUUGUGGAGAUAGAGCUAUUGACAAUGUUGACGAUAGCAAGCUUACAGUUGAGCAGCUAAAGGAAAAGUACAAGCACUUGGAAUCCAUCAAAAUUGAUGGUGCUCCUUCUUUGAGAAGCACGUCACUGGCUGAAAUUUACAAGGACGAUUCUUCUAUUGGUGAUAAAAGUAGUCACUCUAGAGAAAAUGACGAUACAAAGACGGUUGGAGGAGUGUCAGCAAAAUCAAUCUUAGAUGAUGAUAACGAUUCUUACUCCAUUAGUGACGAAAGUAUGUCCGAGUCCUCUAGCGAUGGUGGCUCCGAUGAUGAAGACAAUGAAAGUGAAAAAGCCCCUGGCUUGGCGGAUCUAUUUGCGACGAAUGAAAACAAAGACUCCGAUGAUGAGGACGAUGAAUCUGUCUAUAGUGAUCAUUUUGAAAAUGAGACACCUUCCUCUUCACCUGAACAUCCUAAUCAAAUCGAGUCUGUAGAUAUGGAGAUGACUGACGAUGGUAUUCCUAGUGUCCCCACCCCUGUCUUGUUAAAGGGAACUUUACGUCCGUAUCAGAAGCAAGGUCUAAAUUGGUUGGCCUCUCUAUAUAACAAUGGUACAAAUGGUAUCUUGGCCGAUGAAAUGGGUUUGGGUAAAACUAUUCAAACUAUCUCAUUAUUAUCCUACCUGGCAUGUGAAAAAAACGAGUGGGGGCCGCAUUUGAUAGUUGUGCCAACUUCAGUCAUGUUAAAUUGGGAAAUGGAAUUCAAGAGGUUUGCGCCAGGCUUUAAAGUCUUAACAUACUAUGGGUCACCUCAACAAAGAAAAGAGAAACGUAAAGGUUGGAACACUCCCGAUACUUUCCACGUUUGCAUUACUUCAUAUCAACUAGUGGUCCAUGAUCAGCCUAUAUUCAGAAGGAAAAAGUGGAAAUAUAUGAUCCUAGACGAGGCCCACAACAUCAAGAAUUUUAAGUCCCAAAGGUGGAAGGCUCUAUUGAAUUUUAAUACUGAACACCGUGUGCUACUCACAGGUACCCCUUUACAGAAUAACAUUAUCGAGCUAUGGUCCCUUCUCUACUUUUUAAUGCCCUCAUCCAAAGAGGGUAACGCAAGUAUGCCUGAGGGGUUUGCGGAUCUAAUGAAUUUUCAACAGUGGUUUGGAAAACCAGUUGACAAAAUUAUUCAGCAAGGUACCAGUGAUCGUGAAUCUAAAGAGACCGUGAAUAAAUUACACCAGGUCCUACGGCCAUAUUUGUUGAGACGACUAAAACAGGACGUCGAGAAGCAAAUGCCUGCCAAAUAUGAACACAUUGUAUACUGUCGUCUAUCUAAAAGACAAAGAUUGCUCUACGAUGAUUUCAUGAGUAGGGCGCAAACUAAAGAAACUCUAGCUAGCGGAAAUUUUUUAAGUAUUAUCAACUGUUUGAUGCAAUUGAGGAAGGUCUGUAACCAUCCGGACCUAUUUGAGGUCCGACCAAUUUUGACUAGUUUUAGUGAGGAAAAGGCUGUUUCAUCCAAUUAUGAAAUCAAAAACAGAAUUGUAGAAAAAUUGAUGAAGUUUAAUACAACGGAUACCGUGAAUCUAUCAUUUUUAAACCUUGUCAGUGGUAUGAAAUACACAAACAACAGUCCAUCUUACCAUCUACAAACUAUCUGUGAAUUGAAUGCUUCGAAUGUUUUCACUAGAACCAUCAAUGAAUUGGAGGAAAAGCUUGCAGGAAAAAAAAUCAUUCCUAAUUAUAAUGACCUUGAAAGCUAUUAUGAAUACUUAUUAAAUAAAGAGAAUUCUGAUUUGUUGGAAUUGAUGAAGUAUCGAAGAUAUGUCAAUGAUUUCAAUUGUAAUAAAUCACAACUUUUAUCUUCUAGUUUGGUUGAUAUGCUAACCUUGAGGAAAAACAAAAAUCACACGAGUCAACUUGUAAACUUGGAUUUGGUGAAGUCCAUCGUCAAAGUUUCGGAGAUGAUGAGCACCAUUGUUGAUAAGUUUGCAUUUGUUACGCCCAAAGCUGUUUGCCUGAACAUUCCUGAUCUUAUGUUUCCCGCUGAUGCUAAAAAUGAGUUGAUCUAUGCUUCACAAAGUAAUAGGAUUUUGAAUCCAUUCCACCAGGCUCAAGUUAAAACCUCUAUAGCUUUUCCUGAUAAGUUUCUACUACAGUACGAUUGUGGUAAAUUGCAAAAACUUGCAAAGUUGUUGCAUGAUUUAAUCCCUGCUGGACAUAGGGUCUUAAUUUUCACACAGAUGUCUAAGGUGCUAGAUAUUCUAGAGCUUUUUCUAAACUUCAAUGGUUAUACGUACAUGAGAUUGGAUGGUGCUACAAAGAUCGAGGAUAGGCAGUUGCUAACAGAGAGGUUCAACAAUGAUCCGCGAGUGAAAUGCUUUAUAUUAAGUACCAGAGCUGGUGGUUUGGGUAUUAACCUUACAGGUGCGGACACUGUUAUAUUCUACGAUUCAGAUUGGAAUCCUGCAAUUGAUAAGCAGUGCCAAGAUAGAUGUCACAGAAUUGGUCAAACAAGAGAUGUUCACAUAUACAGAUUUGUGUCUGAAUACACAAUCGAAGCAAAUAUUUUGAAAAAAGCAGAACAAAAGAAACACUUAGAUGACGUCAUCAUUCAAGAAGGUGACUUUACAACAGAUUACUUUACUAAGUUGACUGUUCAGGACUUAUUAGGUAAAUCGGGCGAUACAGAGUCUGACAAGAAACUAAUCUUAGGUGGCGGGAAAGAUUUCACUAAAGCGUUGGAAAUGGCUGAAGACGUUGAGGAUGCUAAAGCCGCAGAAAUUGCCAUGAAGGAAUCCAAUGUCGACGUUGAAGAUUUUUCUGAUGAAGAAAACCGAGGCAAUGUAGGACGUAUGGACAGUGAGCCCACGCCUGUUGAGGAAUCUGCUGAGAUUGAGAAAUUGGCUACAAGAGUUGAAGAAUUGAGUACUCACCACCAUAGCAAACAAGCAGAAGAAGUGGCAGAAACUAUCGAUAACGGUUUGGAUGAUGAGAUUGGACAUAUUGAUGAAUAUAUGAUUCGCUUUAUUGCAGGUGGAUAUUAUUUUGACUAG